Messenger RNA from Acanthosepion pharaonis, 732 nucleotides. The record is from the annotation of a GenBank genome assembly. Lineage: Eukaryota; Metazoa; Mollusca; Cephalopoda; Sepiida; Sepiidae.
AUGGCACUUGCUCAGUUGCUUUAUAUCUUGAGAAAAACAACUCCAGACCUUCCAAAGGAUCCACGGACUCUCCUUGGUACCAAUGUUAAAGUUGUUUCAAAAGAUACCCCAGCUGGACAGUACUACCAUUUAGGUCCUUCAUUUAGGGAUGAGAAUCCAACAUCUCCGAGGAGCAGACCCGGGGAGCAUGUUCCAAAUGUUACUGCUACAGAGAAGCUGAUGCUUCAAUUAUUAACUGAUAUAAGACUAUCAGUCAGAGAGCUGCAGGUUCAAAUGUCCAAAGUAUUAGGAAGUCAGCAGCCUGAUAAUCUAGAUAUAGAUUAUGCUGUUCCUGAUGGCCUUACAAUUCCUGUGAGCAAUAAACAAGAACUAGAUCAGCUUGAAGAGGCAUUAGGAGAAAAGCCAGAAUUUCAAAAAUAUCUGAUAAAUUCUCUGGCUUCUCGUGGAGGUCACAAUAUUCCUGAUUGUGUUAAAAGGAUGCUCAGUGGCCUCAUAACAAACUCUCUUAUGAAAGAGAUGAAUUGGACUGGACAAGGUGGCAAGAUUGAAUUCCAGAAACUGAAAAUAAAAAUGAUAUUACAGAGGGCAAUCCAGAGAAAUACAGUUACGCAGCUCACAGAUUAUGAAGUUCAAGGUGCAGUCUCCCGUUUCCUUAAGGGGGCUGUAGACCGAGAAGGUGGUCGGCGAAAAAGGCAAAGACUACACGAGCAAACAACAGGAGAAAUAAUUUAA